Somion occarium is the source of this 1189-nucleotide messenger RNA. NCBI's taxonomy places the organism in Eukaryota, Fungi, Basidiomycota, Agaricomycetes, Polyporales, Cerrenaceae. The record is from the annotation of a GenBank genome assembly.
GUCGUUGAGGCUGUAUUGUCCCGGGUUAGGCGUGUUCUGCCGGCCCUCCACCCUUUGUCUCUCACCGCCAUUACACAGUGCUGGUCACCGCUACCGUACCAGUUUUUCUUUCUUAUAAACUCUGCUCGAUUCAUUUCUUUCGUACCUGUAUUUCUACUUUUUGAACCUUAAGAAUGUCCUCCCGUCCGCCUCCCGUUGCAGCUCGUCCGCCUGCCUAUGGAAUGGUUUCACGAGUGUACCAGUCUAGUCUGCGGCCAAUAGUCAUUGUCCUUUCAUUGGUCACUGCUAUCUGGACUCUUGUAUGGGCUAUUGACGUGUUCCGAGAUAUAAACAUCGACAAAGACCAUGGCCAACCUAAAUUGGCAACAUUCGCCAUUGUCCUAGGUACCAUGUAUAUCACAGUAACCGCCAUCGAGGUCUUUGGGAUUGUUGCCGCAGCCACUCAACGUCUGGCGCUUGUCCGCAUCUACUCCAUUACUACUAUUAUCAGCUCUCUUCUGGUUAUCGCAGCUGGUUUUGUGCGAACGAUAACGCAUUUCACGCUGAAGACUGACUUAAUUCAGGAAUGCACUGACCUUUCUACUGGAACCGACAUUGUCUUCAGAUUUGGAAUUUGGGGCCCUCGUGUUCGUGACCAUCUUGAUGCAGAUGAAGCUGCGAGGUUCUGCAGGGAUGCUUGGAGUCAUGAUUCAGUCAACGAGAUCAUCUCUCUGAUCAUUGAGAUCGUUCUGGCUGUGUUCUUCGUCACAAUAUCCUACGCCUACUACCGUCAACUUCUCAACCCUACCCUUGGCCGUAGCAAAGUACAAGCUCCUUCUCAGCAAUUCGAUAGCGGAUACCCGUCGCAUUAUAACCCUCCGUACUUGAACUACGACGCGCCUAUGGCUGGAUCAUACGCACCACCUCCCGGUCCUCCCCCACCCGCUGGUGGUUACGCUCCCGGUUACGAUGCGAUGAAGCCACCAGCCUACUCUGGUUCUGGAAUGCCCGACUAUGGAGAGAGCAAGGACGAUCCGUUCUCAGAUUUCGACGGUCAGGUGAAGAAGGGUCCUCACGCAGAUAGUAGAGAUACACUUGUUUGAGUGGUUGCACUUUGUGAUGUAGCUAUUUACGUGCUAUGUGGAUCUUGUAACAUGUUGCUUUGUCCUUCGGACAAUGGACUUGGCUAGCUAUAACAUAUUUGGUGUAC